This is a messenger RNA of Exophiala bonariae, 3117 nucleotides long. RefSeq lists its product as uncharacterized. The transcript has a single exon. The coding region runs from base 1 to 3117 and encodes 1038 amino acids. Lineage: Eukaryota; Fungi; Ascomycota; Eurotiomycetes; Chaetothyriales; Herpotrichiellaceae. The record is from RefSeq and is a predicted model, not a curated record. Gene Ontology annotation, molecular function: GTPase activator activity. Gene Ontology annotation, biological process: regulation of mitotic cytokinesis.
AUGGAAAACAGUCAACAACAUAUUGCCACGGUAAAUACCACCCCACGUCCUCCCUGCUCGCUGCUCUCUGCUUCUAACAUCAAGUGUCUUCAGCUUUGUGCCAUCGGCACUAUUGGCAUCGCAGCGACUGGUUUGGCACUGGGCACUUCCAAUGGGGACUCAUUUUUGAUCAAGCCUGGCAAGAGGAAGUCUCCUGGGUCCAAUGCUACCACGCAGUCUCCUGUUUCUCCCUCCCUCUCUUUCUCUGCGCGUCCUGCCACGUCGCAGCCCGUCUCUUCACCCCCUGCCAUGCCAGACAGGACCGAACGCCGCAUGUCCACGUCGAUCUUGAGAAGAAAAACGAUUCGAGCAGUUACACCCUCCACAACUACGAGCAAUGGUACCGAGUCCCGCGAGAGCUCGGUCAGCAGACACGGCAUCCUUCGCCCAUGGACAUCGGACAGAGAACCUUCGACGGAGAGAAAAGAGAAUAGCAGACCGGGUUCCUUCUGGUUACGACGCAUUUCUAGCAUUUCACGCGGUAACCAUAGCAGUCCCGCAUCGUCCUCAACCAGAUUAGAUGAUUCACCUAAUAAUUCAAGACCAUCACUUGGGGACAUGGGCCAGCCAAACAAGCUUGUUAAACGCUCGACUUCCAAGAGGCUUCUCACCGAGGCUCGAGAAACACCUGCUCUUUUACGCCGCCCAGCAACAAGCCACCAAAGAUCAGCAACGUUCUCCGGGUUACCAUACACCCGGCCACUCACCACCGAAUCUGGCCUCCUUGCUGAACAACCAGUUCAGUCAUCACGAAUAUCCACAUGGAGACCUUUCUUCGAGCCAAGUUAUUCUAGGAAGCGGCAUUCAGCUGGACCAACUCGUGAUUUAUCAACUCGCCUAAUAUCUCCCACCCCGGGAAUGCCACCUACAUUACUGUCAGCGAGCGUCAUCGAGCCUCGGGAGACAACGAAUGACGCAGAGGACCAACUUCUGAUUCAGUCUGACCCCGCGGUACCCGCCACUGGUCGACGACAUAAGAUCCGUCGAACUCUCAGUUCUGUACGGAGAGGUAUCCCUCAACGCCACUUCACUGAUCCCAUCGUCCGAGUGAAUAAGGAUGAGGCAUACGGGAGUAUUGUUCCGCCAGGAGGGCUGAAUCAUCUCUCACCAGUAUCUGAUGUUUCAGCCUUCGAGGUUCAACUGCCUCAUGGCACACCCAUCUUCACAUCAAGUCCACCACUUUAUGGUUCGUCCCAUCAUCGAUUUAUUCUUCCCAAACGGAGUUCGGCUGCCCCUUCAGAUCCCACCACGGCUAGCUCUGAUAACGACAUAAGAGUAUUUACAGACGAUGACUCUAUGGACUUCCAGAGUGAUACAGCUUACGAUUCAUUGACCACAAGAGCCACUGCUAGCAGCCAUUCCGGUUUUCGUCAGCCAAAGAUAGAGACGAUAUUUGACGAAUUAUCCACGGAUCAUCAAGAAGCUGACUCCCCUCAAACACCUGGCUUGGAAGAUUUAAUGCAACGAACCACAUUGAAUGAACCAGGUCCAGGCUUCAGUGGCCUAAGUCCUCGGGCCACAGCUGUGGGUUUCGGCAUUCAUGGUCUUGACAGGGACCAGGACCGUUCAACACGAGACAUCAGCCCUGAUCAGGCCUCCACCCCUGUAAAAGGCCCCCAUGUGGAUACCGAGGAUGCUGUUUCAACCCCAGUGCCUAAAAGACGACGCAACACGGGUCCCAUCUUCAACUCGUCCCCUCCAUCUAUAAGAACAUUCAACAAGAAUCCGCAGGAUGAACCUGAACUGCCGAGGAUGAUGGACCUGGACUCUGAUCACGGUGAAGAAGACAUUGAUUGGUCUCCUAAAGUUGAUGAUCACAGCCAGGAGGGUCAUGUGAGAGUGAACUUGUCUAACCAGCUAGCAAUUCGCUUCGAUCAACUCUCGGAUGACGACUUCGAUGAACAACGAUCAACGAAACGAUCUUCCAUCUUUGAUUGGUCAGAGCACCAAAAACUUGGUAGUGAUCAAUCAAAGGGUGUAAGUCCCCGGCCAAAGACGGUACACGGUAAACAGGGCAUGAAAAAUGGACGCAGUCGAGCUUCAGGGCGUAAAAGUAAUGCUGCCAUGCAUCUACGUAGCCAGAGCGUCCCUACCAAUCGUGACAGUUUGACUGAAGCUGAUCUGCCAUCAUCAGCCACUAAGUUUGGCACUUGGGCCCUUGGUAGCAAACCUGUCAGCGAAGAAUGGAGCGAUGACUUUGAAUUUGACGAUAUGGAUGAACACAUCGAGUUGUCGGAGCCUGUCAGUGAUGACAAGGCUUGGAAGCGUGAAUCUAUUCGCAGUGUCAAAGUCCCGCAGUCAAUCAUGGACAGACAACAGAGUGUUCACAUACAAUUUGGCCAAGUCCGAGAGUUCAUGCUGUUGGUCGAGGAGCUUAAACGACUUCGUCAAAGAGGAACGCACCUGGGUUUGCUGAACAGUCACUCAAGACAGCUAUGGGAGGAUGCAGAGAGUAUCAUUGACCUUGCCACGGUCAAUGAAGACGAAGAAAACUUUGCUCGUCCACCCUCACCCGUAUCAUCGGACAUCUUCGGAGAUGAAACUCCGCCUUCCAAACGACAGAUCGAAGAGGAGGGAGAUAAGGCACAUGAGCCAGGAAGACCACCUAAUCGACGGUCAAUCUCCAGUCCAGGGACACCGCCUUAUGGGAGGCCACGUGGUGAAAGCAUACAAACCAAGACAUUUCUUCAGACCAUUCACCAGCACCGUACGGUACCAGAAGAGUCACCUGCAGAGGUCCCCGUUCAGCAACGGGAUAAGCUUCCUUUUGAUACUCAAGACCUACGAGACCUGGUGGUUCGAGCAGGAGUCAUCACACGUGCGUUGAAAGAGAUCGUACGAAAAGCAGAGGGUGUCUCAUUGAGCCCUGAACGCGCUUCCGUCCCCCGAUUUUCGCACGAUCCUAUUUUCCGGCAAAUCUUUGAUCCACCAGAUUCAUCUCCUAGUCCAUCACUAAAGAAGCCUGCAGGUCUACCAAAGAGUAGAAGUGCUCACAGCUAUCUCGAUGGGGUAAGUCCUGGCAAAGAGCAUGAUAUUACACAAUCACUGAAAUACACUACUGUCGUGGAGGCAAAUUGA